Molecule: messenger RNA, 3147 nt
Organism: Centropristis striata (black sea bass)
Lineage: Eukaryota; Metazoa; Chordata; Actinopteri; Perciformes; Serranidae
Product: multidrug and toxin extrusion protein 1-like
Exons: 17
Coding region: 49-1809 (586 amino acids)
Biological process (GO): xenobiotic detoxification by transmembrane export across the plasma membrane
Cellular component (GO): membrane
Molecular function (GO): antiporter activity; xenobiotic transmembrane transporter activity
Source: RefSeq, a predicted model, not a curated record
GAGAGUAAGGUGGGCGGACAUAGCCUUGGUUAUUGAUUAUCACCCAGUAUGGAAGAUUUAGCAACAAAAAACACAUGUAGAGGAGUAAAUAGGCAGUCCAAAACAGACGAAUCACUCCCUGCUGCUGCACGCAGUGUUGACUCACGCUGCGGAUCCUGUCUGAGAAGCGUCCAGCUCUGGGUACCUGUGGACUACAAGAAUGAAACAGUUCAGCUUUUAAAACUGGCAGGACCCGUGAUGAUUUCACAGAUGAUGAGCUUCCUGAUUGGCUUCGUCAGCAUGGUGUUCUGCGGUCACCUUGGGAAAUCGGAGCUGGCGGGGGUGGCGUUAGCGAUAGCGGUAAUAAAUGUCACAGGUAUCUCCAUUGGCUGUGGUUUGGCAUCAGCAUGUGAUACUCUCAUAUCUCAGACUUAUGGGAGUGGUAACUUAAAGCGUGUUGGAGUGAUACUCCAGAGGGGAGUUUUGAUUCUGCUCUUGGCCUGUUUCCCCUGCUGGGCCUUGCUUAUUAACACUCAGCCCAUUCUGCUGGCUGUCAGGCAGAGCGCAGAGGUGGCCAGCCUGUCCCAGCUGUAUGUGAAGAUCUUUAUGCCGGCUCUGCCAGCUGCCUUCAUGUACCAGCUGCAGGGGAGGUAUCUUCAGAAUCAGGGCAUCAUGUGGCCCCAGGUGAUAUCUGGAGCUGCAGGGAACAUUUUAAAUGUAAUAAUCAACUACGUAUUCCUUCACCGUCUGGAUCUGGGGGUCGCUGGAUCUGCAGCCGCCAAUGCCAUCUCGCAGUACUGCCUGGCUGUGUUCUUGUUUAUGUACAUCUGCUUCAGGGGACUGCACAAAGCCACAUGGGACGGCUGGUCAGGGGGCUGCCUGCAGGAAUGGGGUCCUUUCCUCCACCUGGCGCUCCCCAGCAUGCUGAUGCAUUGUCUGGAGUGGUGGCUGUACGAGAUUGCGGGGUUCCUGGCGGGCAUCAUCAGUGAGGUUGAGUUGGGAGCUCAGUCUAUAGUUUAUCAACUGGCUGCUAUCGCUUACAUGUUUCCAAUGGGGUUCGCUGUUGCUGCCAGUGUUCGGGUUGGAAAUGCUCUUGGUGCUGGGAACACAGAGCAAGCAAAGCUAUCCAGCAAGCUUUCCCUCAUUUGUGCAUCUAUUGUCUCUUGUUUCAUCGGAGCGUGUCUUGGUGUGUCGAAGGAUGUCAUUGGUUACAUUUUCACCACCGAGAAAGAAAUUAUUCAAAGGGUGGCAGAUGUCCUGAAGAUGUAUGGUUUCAUCCAUGUUGCUGAGGCCUUUGCGGGUGUGACUGGAGGUAUCGUCAGGGGGGCAGGGAAGCAGAAGAUUGGUGCUGUGUGCAACUUGGUGGGUUACUACUUCAUAGGGUUCCCCAUUGGAGUGUCUUUGAUGUUCCCUGUCAAGAUGGGCAUUGUAGGGCUGUGGUCGGGUUUUUUAAUCUGUGUUUUGAUACAGUCCGUGUUUUUUAUAAUUUUCCUGUGUAAACUAAACUGGAAGAAAGCAACUGAAGAGGCACUGGUAAGAGCAGGAGUCCACAUUACAGAUAGGAACAAGAUCUUGGGGAUAGAAAACAAAGCCCUGGACUCUGAUGAGAAAAUGGCCCACAUAAAGGACAGUCGAUCCAGUUCUUUGAGUCCGGCGGAGGGGAAGCUGGAAGCGCUGGCUGCAGGUCAGCAGACUCCAGAUGAUGAGACUCUGUCAGUCAGGCAGCUGGUGGUACGACGUGGCCUCGCUGUGCUGCUCAUGUUCAUCAUCCUCGCUGCUGGAGUCUUCAUCAGCGAGCUGCUCGUCAGACUGCUCAAAUUAGACGAGUGACCAUUAUAAGACCUCGUGUGCAGCAAUAAAACAAAGCUGCCUUCGAAGAUACAGAUGCGUUUUCAUGUUUAGCAGUAAAGGAAGGAGCAAAAACACAUAAAUAAACAAGUAGCAAAAUCAAACCUACAACAAAAUGUCUUCGGGUGUUUCAGUGGAUGACAGAGUCAAGGCAGCUUCCAUCUUCUAAAAUCCAUAAUCCCACUUUUGCAAAUCUUCUGACUAUUUAUUGUGCAUUUAACAUAGGAUAAUAUUUGCAUUACAAUGAAAGAUAGUGGACAACUAAAAGUGUGCCAUAACUGCAUUAAAUAAGUGGAAUUAUUCCAACUGAGUUGAUUUUGAAUGUUGCUUUAUUUCCUGUCAUUACUUUAUACUGAAGGGAUUGUCUUUAAAGUUGAAUCUAAUCGUAGUAAUAGUAUUUCAUUUCAGUUUUCCAACUCUUUCUUGCUCUAAUCGUGAUAAUAGUUCAAACCCAGUCACUUCUGCAGUUCUGACGUUAGUCAUGUUUUGGAAAAUCUAAUAAGAAACACGACUUCAACGAGGCAGCCAAUCAAAAUCUGAACUCUAAAAAAUACUGUAUAGGGAUGUCUUCUUUAUAUAGAAACAUGCUGCGUAAGAUGGGUUCCAAUCAAGACACUGACGAAAUAUAUGUUCUCAUUAUGAAAUAUAUGGUCUGAAUGGAUGCCGCAAUUAGAAAGAGCAUGAUUAUAUUCUAUAUUUAGGCUUCGGCACAUCUGUGGAUGUGUGCUUUCAUCAUCAAAGACAGAAAAGCUGCUUUUUUUUCUUUGGUUUAUUUUCCUGUCCUUUGAUCUGUGUUGCCAAAUUUGACAAUAAUGAAAGGUCUGUGCGCUCACACUGCGACGUGCUGGCUGAAUGAAGACAUGUCAAACGGAGCAAAUCAUCCACCUGUUCACUCUGAGUAGGAGCAGAUAACUAGCUAGCUCAGGCACCACAGUUAUAGCCAACUCAAAAAUAAAGAUUUCACCCUUCUUAACAGCACAUAAUUUGCCAUGUGUGAUUUUCUGAAAAACUAUUUAUAGCAGUGGUUCGACAUUUUGGGAAAUACGCUGAGAGGAUUGAUACCACUCAUUUCUGUCUCUGAAAUGUAAGGUUGUUUAGCUGGCACAAGGACUGGAAACGUGAAAGCAGCUUACAAAUUUCCCCUCCCAGCUUCUCUUUUCUCUCUAGAACUCACUGAUUCACAAGUUAUGUGAAUUAGAGUAGUCUUUACUGGUAGAGCAACUGAUUGCUGGCAGUAGCCUCAUAUUGACCGUACAGACUUGACAAUAGAAUUGAUCUUCUCAUCGAACGCUAUAUAAUGAUAAUACUGUGUAGGGCUGA